CAUCAGACUAUUCAUACAGGAGAGAAAGCAUUUUCAUGUGCUCAAUGUGGAAAAUGUUUUACAUGGAGAACAAAUUUUAUUAAACAUCAGAAAAUCCAUACAGGGGAGAGAGAAUUUUCAUGUUCUGAAUGUGGGAAGUAUUUUACCUGGAAAUUGAAUUUUAUUAAACAUCAGAAAAUUCACACAGGAGAAAAGGCAUUUUCAUGUUCUGAAUGUGGGAAAUGUUUUAUCCAGAAUUCAAAUCUUAUUAGUCAUCAAAAAAUUCAUACAGGAGAAAAAACAUUUUCAUGUUCUGACUGUGGGAAAUGCUUUACUAUGAAAUCAAGUCUUAUUUAUCAUCUGAAAAAUCAUACAGGAGAGAAAGCAUUUUCAUGUUCUGAAUGUGAAAAAUCUUUUACUAUGAAAUCAAGCCUUAUUAUGCACCAGAAAAUUCAUACAGGAGAAAGAGCAUUUCCAUGUUCUGAAUGUGGAAAAUGUUUUACCCGGAAAUCAAAUUUUAUUAGACAUCAGAAAAUGCAUACAGGAGUAAGAGGAUUUUCGUGUUCCGAAUGUGGUAAAUGUUUUUCCCAGCAGUCACAUCUUCAUACUCAUCAGACUAUUCAUACAGGAGCAAAAGAAUAUUCAUGUUCUGAAUGUGGGAAAAGUUUUACCCGGAAACCAAAUCUUAUUAGGCAUCAGAAAAUUCAUCAUACAGGAAAGGAAGAAUAUUCAUGUUCUAAAUGUGGGGAAUUUUUCCAUAACUAUUCAGAACUAAAUAAAAAACAUGUGAUGAAUGCUUUUGCUUGUUAA
This is a messenger RNA of Bombina bombina (fire-bellied toad), 789 nucleotides long. RefSeq names its product gastrula zinc finger protein XlCGF71.1-like. The transcript is spliced from 2 exons. The annotation marks the transcript as partial. NCBI's taxonomy places the organism in Eukaryota, Metazoa, Chordata, Amphibia, Anura, Bombinatoridae. The record is from RefSeq and is a predicted model, not a curated record. Gene Ontology annotation, biological process: regulation of immune system process; negative regulation of transcription by RNA polymerase II; regulation of cytokine production.